AUGAGAGAAAAAUGGAACAUUAUUCUGUACUUGAUAUGGUUUUCUUAUUUGAUUCUAUCUGCUAUUUUAAUGUUUGGACACGGCUUUUUGUUAUCUCGUAAGACAUUAACUGAUGUGUCCGAAUGUGUUGGAAUUGAGAGUGUUGGCUGUGAUGAAAUCUCAAGUGAUUCCGCCGCAUGUAACGAACCAGAAAAGUUGGAGCGGAUAUUAAAUAACCCGGGCUCACCGCUGGUGUGUCCGUCAACGUCCAAGAGAGUUGUCCUUAUUUUGGUCGACGCACUUCGGUAUGAUUUCACGGAGUACAAUCCAGCUUUAGAAAAUCCUCUGUACUACCAGAAUCGUCUACCCGUAAUACAUAAUACUGUUAAAAAAUGGCCAGAGAAGGCACGGAUUUUCCGUUUCAUGGCAGAUCCACCUACAACAACAUUUCAGCGAGUAAAAGCAUUGGUGACUGGCUCUCUACCUACUUUUGUAGAUGCAAGUUCAAAUUUCGCUGCCAUGGAGUUAUAUGAAGACAAUAUAAUUGAUCAAGUAACAAAGAAUGGUGGCCAUGCUGUGCUUCUAGGUGAUGAUACUUGGGAUCGUUUGUUACCGGGAAGAUGGCUUAGGUCACAUGCAUUAUAUUCUUUUCAUACUUGGGACCUCGAUACUGUUGACACAGAGGUUGAUUCAAAAAUUUAUGAAGAACUUAAGAAAAGUGAUUGGAAUAUACUGUUAGCUCACUAUUUAGGAGUGGAUCAUGCAGGUCACAGAUACGGUCCCAAUCACCCUGAAAUGGCAAGGAAACUUAAUGAAACUAAUGAAAGAUUGGAAAGGAUUAUUGAGGUUUUACCAUCUGAUGCCAUAUUGUAUGUUAUUGGGGACCAUGGUAUGACAGAGACAGGUGAUCAUGGUGGUGAGACAAGGGCAGAAAGAACAGCCGCAAUUUUUGCAUAUUACAAAAAUGGAUUUUCUGGGAUUGGGGAUGAAAUAGCACCAGGACGAGAGAUACAGCAAACAGAUCUAGCUCCUACUGUUUGUGCUGCUUUGGGUUCACCCCCCCCAUCACCGUCAUUAGGCAAUGUGUUGCUGCCUUUGCUGCCUAAAAUGCAAACAACAACUACUCUAUUGCAUAUGACAAAUAAUUUGAAACAAAUAACUCAAUAUUUGGUGAGAUAUGGUGAGGAAUCCCAGCAAGUAUCUUUGGAUAGGUUGGCUGAGCUCAUCAAUUCCACUAGGGACCAAAUAGAGAAAACAGCUAAUGUAAAAUCCCAUGAUGAUGUGAGAAAAUAUGUUGCUGAUGUUAGAAUUCUAAUUGACAACAUCAGAGCCGUAUUCCGUGAAGUGUGGGUAGAAUUUGAUUCGUUGGCGAUGUUGAGAGCGCUCCUCUUGCUGUUGUUAGCUAUAUUCUUCAACUGGAUUAUAGCUGAAGGCAUUCCAAUGGAUCGUAUACCACACGUUUUUGCCAGUUCAUUUGUACCUACGGGCCUAAUAUCUUUAGCCAUUUGUGUAUCACUAUGCUAUAUGGGAUAUUAUUGGGAGCUUUUCGAAGACUUGGAGAGCGCGAUAAUUUUAACUACAGGUUUGAUUUCUGGCGCAGUAACCGGAGCGCUAGUUAUAUUGCACUGGGAUGGAAUCUCACAAAAAUGGUAUGAAACCCGAACGCUGUUUUACGAGCGUUUCGCUCGGUCCGCUUUAUUCGCAUCUGCUGCUGUUUUGGUUUCCAAUAGUUAUAUCAUCGAAGAGGGAGCUGUAUUAUCAUAUUUAGCUCUCAGUGUUUUGGGUUUGGUCGCUUGGAAUAUAAGUAGUUUUAAGGCCCUAGGUCUAUGGGCAGGCUUUGGUUUUGUUUUGUCCUUGACAAGACCCUAUAGGGGGUGUAGGGAGGAGCAGGGGGACUGUUGGACGGCGGGAGAUAAUUUGCAUACAGGGCAAGCAUCGAGGGCAGCUUUAAUCAUUGCGUUGGGUUCCGUAGCUGCUGUUGUGGCGGUUGCUAGGCGACAGGUCUCCUGGCGAGGAUAUGGCAUAGUCAUUGCAGGGAUUUUCACUUGUGCUCAUUGGGCUGUUGGUUGGGGAUCUUUGGGAUCGCCUAAUAGAUCUAGGCUGUUGGCGCGAGUAGCUUGGCUUUCUAUUGUAGCCAUGUUCGGUCUUUUGUUAAAGAGAGAUCGGAACGGACCGACGACACCGUUGAUAGUCUGUGGCCUGUUGUUUUAUUUGGCGAAUUGUUUAGUUCUCGGGGCGUCAUAUGCUCCGACUGCUGCGCUUGCGCUGCUGUCUGGUUUUUUGAUACUCAUUAUGAUUUCAAUGAUGAUGAAGAGCGAUGGUACCUCUAAAACAUCUUCAUCGUUUCGGAGUAGUUCAAGUCUGGCUUGUUUAUGGGCACUGGUGGCGUCAUAUCACUUCUACGGAUCAGGCCAUCACCCCACAUUAAGUCACAUCAGUUGGACACCUGUCUUCCAUGCUGGAGAUCCUAACUAUAGCACUUUAGGACCGGUCAUCUCUUUCAUAUUGCUGACUAUAAAUUUGUUUGGAAUGCCAAUGAUGUUUGGAGCUACAGUGCCCCUAUUAGUGCUCUGGGGGCGUAACGGCGCGUCGAUGGGACCACGAUCUCAAUUGGCAGCUGUGUUUUCCCUCUGUCUCAAGUUCUCGCUGUGCUUUGCAAUAAGAGUGUUAGCAUCUGCCUUAUCAGCGACCAUUCACUGCAGACAUCUCAUGAUAUGGGGGGUGUUUACUCCAAAGCUGAUAUUCGAAUAUGGCGCGUGUGGUGCUGCCUUAUUUGGUUCGCUUCUGGGCGCUGCCCUUACGGCCUGGCAUUUACCAUCCCAGCACAAGUCUAGUUGA
Leptosia nina is the source of this 2817-nucleotide messenger RNA. The record is from the annotation of a GenBank genome assembly. Lineage: Eukaryota; Metazoa; Arthropoda; Insecta; Lepidoptera; Pieridae.